AUGAUUUAUUCGGAUGACAUCAUCAACAACGCUGCUGGCAAUGGCCGGGAAGAGCAAACAACAGCAGGAAGUGAAAGAGCGAUGAAUGGGCGACAAGUGGACAAACAGCUGAGCCGAGCCGAGCUGAGCAGAGCAAAGAGCCUUCUGUUGUUGUUGUUGUUGUUGUUGUUUGUAACAACGGAAGCAGUAAAGAUGAUAAUAAUGCCAAUCGAAUUAAGUGACGACGAUGACGAUGACAAUGACGGUAAUGACAACAACCUAACAUUAAUGACGCCACAACGACCGCAAACGCCAGCCAGCCAGGUGCUGAUGACGCAGAUGUGA
This is a messenger RNA of Gongylonema pulchrum, 324 nucleotides long. NCBI's taxonomy places the organism in Eukaryota, Metazoa, Nematoda, Chromadorea, Rhabditida, Gongylonematidae. The record is from the annotation of a GenBank genome assembly.